Messenger RNA from Dipodomys ordii (Ord's kangaroo rat), 2290 nucleotides. RefSeq names its product dpy-19-like 3 (C. elegans) (gene Dpy19l3). The coding region runs from base 100 to 1917 and encodes 605 amino acids. NCBI's taxonomy places the organism in Eukaryota, Metazoa, Chordata, Mammalia, Rodentia, Heteromyidae. Gene Ontology annotation, molecular function: mannosyltransferase activity. The transcript has 17 exons. The record is from RefSeq and is a predicted model, not a curated record. Gene Ontology annotation, cellular component: nuclear inner membrane.
GCGCGCGCGACCGCGGGGCGCGGAGGCCGCAAGUCCGGGACUGCGUGUCGGGACCCGAGGGAGUGGUCAGAAGAACAAUGCAUAUAAGUCUUUGAUAUCAUGAUGUACCUCCGGCAAAGGAAAGAGAUAAAAACCAUUGAACUUUCUGAGGGUUUUCCAGCACAAGAAGAAAAUGUGAAGUUGGAAAACAAAUUGCCAACUGGUUGUACCAAUAGAAAAUUCUGGAAGAUUCUGUCCUUUACGAUCGGUGGCACCAUUGCCCUGUGUAUUGGACUUCUUACAUCGAUCUACCUUGCAACCUUACAUGAGAAUGACUUGUGGUUUUCUAAUAUUAAGGAAGUGGAGCGAGAAAUCUCAUUCAGGACUGAAUGUGGACUGUACUAUUCUUACUAUAAGCAGAUGCUACAAGCACCAACCCUCACACAAGGUUUCCGUGGCUUAAUAUAUGAUAAUAAAACUGAAUCUCUGAGGACCAUUAACCUCCUUCAACGAAUGAAUAUUUACCAAGAGGUUUUUCUCAGCAUUUUAUAUAGAGUUCUACCAAUUCAGCGAUACUUAGAGCCCGUUUACUUUUAUAUCUAUACCUUAUUUGGACUCCAAGCAAUCUAUGUCACAGCCCUCUACAUCACCAGCUGGCUCCUUAGUGGCACCUGGCUCUCAGGACUAUUAGCAGCCCUCUGGUAUGUCACAAACAGGAUAGAUACCACAAGAGUUGAAUUCACCAUCCCACUGAGGGAGAACUGGGCACUGCCAUUCUUUGCAAUUCAGAUCGCAGCAAUUACUUAUUUCCUAAGGCCAAAUUUACAGGCUCUUUCCGAAAGGCUGACGCUUCUUGUGGUCUUCAUAUCAACUUUCCUCUUCAGUCUGACCUGGCAAUUUAAUCAGUUUAUGAUGCUAAUGCAAGCGUUAGUGCUAUUCACCCUCGACUCCCUGGAUAUGCUACCAGCUGUAAAGAAAAACCUAAAAACGGGGACUUUUCUUACUAGGAUUGGGAAACUUCUGCUACAUUUACUUACAGUUUUUUGUUUGACGCUUUUUCUCAACAAUGUUAUUAAGCUGAUUAGCUCCAGGCUUUGUUUUAACUUCUGUGAUUCUGGAAUCCAAGAGCUGGAGGGUAAGAUGGGAAGAUGCUCCAUUGACCUGAAGCCAGAUACUGCUUACAACCUAAUACACACUGUGCUGUUCGGAUUCUUGGCAUUGAGUACAAUGAGAAUGAAAUACCUCUGGACCUCUCACAUGUGUGUGUUUGCCUCGUUUGGCUUAUGCAGCCCUGAUAUAUGGGGGUGGCUUCUGAAGUCCGUCCGUCUUCAUAACCCAAAAGGGAUCUGUGUCAUACGAUACUCCGUUCCAGUGUUGACACUGCUGUACCUGUGCUAUAAGUUCUGGCCAGGAGUGAUGGAUGAGCUCUCUGAGUUGAGAGAAUUCUAUGACCCAGAUACAGUGGAGCUGAUGACCUGGAUUAACUCUAACACUCCCAGGAAGGCGGUGUUUGCUGGCAGCAUGCAGCUGCUGGCAGGCGUGAAACUCUGUACGGGAAGGACGUUAACCAACCACCCACACUACGAAGACAAUGGCCUCCGAGAGCGGACCAAAGCGGUUUAUCAGAUCUAUGCCAAGAGGUCCCCUGAGGAUGUGCACGCACUCCUGAGGUCCUUCGGUGCAGAUUACGUCAUCUUGGAGAACAGCAUCUGCUACGAGCGCAGGCACCGGCGGGGCUGCCGCCUGCGGGACCUGCUGGACAUCGCCAAUGGACACGUGAUGGACGGCCCAGGAGAGAAUGAUCCGGAUCUGAAAGCUGCAGACCACCCUCGCUUCUGUGAGGAGAUCAAAAGGAACCCACCUCCCUACGCAGCCCACUUCACUAGAGUAUUUCAGAACAAGACCUUCCAUGUCUACAAACUGUCCACAAACAAGUAGUGGAGAUUCCUGCCCAGUCUCUCGGUUUUUUCCUCACAGGAGACUGCAGGGGGCUGAGGCUCUGUGGCCCGGGCUUCCUGUGCAAGGUGGUCUCUGGUGACUUGAGAUGUCCUACAAGUUUUACACAGUGUCAGCGUCUUCAGAAGCAUCUUCCAACGGGCUUUGGGCGCUUUCCUGUCUUGUGUCUCUUUGUUCCAUGCUCUUUUUCUGGGUCCAGAUUUGAAAGGCAUUUCAUUUCAGGCUGAGAAUCUUCACUUUGGUCCACUCUGGCGGAAUGGGAUUAACAGGAAGAAACGUUAAGUUAUUUAACAGGAACUCACUAGAGAAGAGCAGUUGGUGGCUUUUUACAAAACUCUUUUUUUUUCUUUUUUUU